Molecule: messenger RNA, 1059 nt
Organism: Tripterygium wilfordii
Lineage: Eukaryota; Viridiplantae; Streptophyta; Magnoliopsida; Celastrales; Celastraceae
Product: probable galacturonosyltransferase-like 4
Exons: 1
Coding region: 1-1059 (352 amino acids)
Cellular component (GO): Golgi apparatus
Molecular function (GO): glycosyltransferase activity
Source: RefSeq, a predicted model, not a curated record
AUGGCCUCAUGGAGCCUUGGCCUCCUGUCUCUGCUCCUCUUCCUCUUCCUCUUCCUCUUCCUCCUCCACCAACCCACCACUACCUCUGCCAUCCGUAUCGAUGCCAUUAUCCGAAAACCCUCCUCCCCGGAGCUCCCAAACUUUCGUGAAGCCCCAGCUUUCCAAAACGGGUACUCGUGCGGGUCAAGAGAAUCCGAUAAGAUCCACAUUGCCAUGACCCUGGAUGCAAAUUAUUUACGAGGUACAAUGGCGGCAAUAUUGUCCAUGUUACAACAUUGUACAUGUCCUGAAAACCUCAAUUUCCACAUCCUGUCUGCACAUUACGCCCCUGAACUUUAUUCCAGCAUCAACUCCACCUUCCCUUACCUCAAUUUCAAGAUUUAUAGAUUCGAUUCCAAUCGUGUCCGCGGUAAAAUCUCUAAAUCUAUUCGACAAGCUCUAGACCAACCGCUCAACUAUGCUCGAAUCUACCUAGCUGAUUUUCUACCCAUUGAUGUAGAAAGAGUGAUUUACUUAGACUCGGACAUUGUUGUUGUGGACGACAUUGCAAACUUAUGGAACGUCAGCAUGGAAGACAAGGUUGUAGCAGCCCCUGAAUAUUGCCAUGCAAAUUUCACACAAUAUUUCACAGAUUCAUUCUGGUCUGACCCGGAUAUGCCGAAGACAUUUACGGGUAGAAAGCCUUGCUAUUUCAAUACAGGAGUGAUGGUGGUGGAUGUGGAGAAGUGGAGAAAAGGAGGGUAUACGGAGAAAGUGGAGGAAUGGAUGGCAGUGCAGAAGCAGAAGAGGAUUUAUCAUUUAGGGUCAUUGCCACCAUUUUUGUUGGUUUUUGCUGGGAAUAUUAAGGCAGUGAAUCAUAGAUGGAACCAACAUGGAUUGGGUGGAGACAAUUUUGAAGGAAAAUGCAGGAAAAUGCAUCCAGGUCCGAUUAGUCUUUUGCAUUGGAGUGGUAAAGGGAAGCCUUGGUUAAGGUUAGAUUCUAGGAAGCCUUGUCCAAUUGAUCAUCUUUGGGCACCUUAUGAUCUCUACCAUUCUGAUAAACACCAUUUUGAAGAAUAA